Messenger RNA from Nezara viridula (southern green stink bug), 800 nucleotides. NCBI's taxonomy places the organism in Eukaryota, Metazoa, Arthropoda, Insecta, Hemiptera, Pentatomidae. The record is from the annotation of a GenBank genome assembly.
AAAAGGCUUAAGCACUUUAAAACCCUCGUAUAACUGCAGUGGCUAAUUGGAAUGGUCGGAUGUAAAUGUGUUCAACUCGAAAAUCCUAAUGAUGAGUAGUGAAGGUGACAAGAAGACUCCAAGCGGGUGGAGAGUGAAGGUAAGAAAUGUCAUCAAAGUUGUCAGCAACAAUAGAAAGCCAUUCAAGAUCAGACCUGAGGCGCAUUCUAUAAAAAGCCCCAAAUUUCACAUUUCCAAUUGGACUUCUUCUGAAUCUGAUAACGAAAAGUCCGAUACUGGUGAGGUGAUGAUGUUGGAAGUUGCUGAAACGAAAUUUGGUAUCAAGCCGCUUAGGAAGAAAUUCAGGGAUCAGAAGUUACUAAUUUAUACCCUUCCAAAUGAAAAUAACUCUCUUUGUAAGGUACCGGUUGAAAAUCUAGUCAAAUUAUCUGAAGAAAAACUAAAAUUAGAAUCGCAAAACUUAAAUGGAAACCAGAAUGACUUCAUAGAAGCCACUAAAAUUAGUACUAUCGCAACUGCUUAUGCUGACGAUAAAACCACUAAAAUCGAAACAACCAUUGCCGACCCGAGUGAAACAGGAGAUAAAAUAACUAACCAGGCGAAAUCCAUCGCUCACCCUGAUGGGAAGGACGGGCCGGUGGCGAACUCGUUGCACCAUCGUCCAGAACCUGGCAAAGAAGAAGGAUCCCACUCAUUGAGUCUCUUCUCCUCGCCACUCCCCAAAGAAGAAGCUCCUGCCAAGGGGAUGUAUUUCGGUCCUCAUCCCAUAAAUUUGCAACUUGAUGUCAAUUAAAGUGCUC